Gadus macrocephalus (Pacific cod) is the source of this 2074-nucleotide messenger RNA. It is a transcript of the gene dph1, whose product is annotated as diphthamide biosynthesis 1. Gene Ontology annotation, molecular function: 2-(3-amino-3-carboxypropyl)histidine synthase activity. The record is from RefSeq and is a predicted model, not a curated record. NCBI's taxonomy places the organism in Eukaryota, Metazoa, Chordata, Actinopteri, Gadiformes, Gadidae. The coding region runs from base 758 to 1942 and encodes 394 amino acids. The transcript is spliced from 10 exons. Gene Ontology annotation, biological process: protein histidyl modification to diphthamide.
CCUGCGGAUGCUUUGAUUAAGUGUCACGUCAUUACGAGAUGCAUGGAGGGGAAAAAGAAAAGCGAGGUAAACUUCUAAGUGAAAUUACUUUGUUCAGCACAUUAAGUCAUUAAAUCCAUCGGGCCCGCCCGCCGGCGUGUGAAACAGAACAGGAUUUGCGGUCUAAGUUGUCGGUGAGAGCUUCUGUGAGUGCUUGGACAAUCCGCCUGUCACUGGCUAAUUGAACAAAUGAAAGCGCCUCUGUAGUCAAAGCUUAGUCUAUUAAUUUCCAUCAGCCAUGCAGAGGAGUUGGUGACAGGAAGGCUUUCGGUCUGUGUGUAUGCAUGUGUAUGAGUGCAUUUAUUGUGUUUUGUAUGUGGUUGUGCGCACAAUUGUGUGUGUGUGUGUGUGUGUUUGUCUGCAAGAGGCUGUGUGUGUAUGUGUGCACGUUUGUGCGUGUGUGCGUGUCUGCCUGCCUGAGGCUGUGUGCGUGUGUGAAUGAGUAAGUGUCUGUCUGUGUGCACGUGUGCAUGCAUACGGUGUGCGUGCGCGUGCGGACGUGCAACGUGAGACAGCCGAGAAGUUUCUCAUCCCAUGUGUCAGCGGCAUUGAUCCCUAGCCUGAGAGACACCGCCAACAGGUCUCCUCUCUCCCCCGCUCCCCCCCGCUGGUAUCUGAUGAGAACCCUGUCAGUUGAGUUCCACCAUGAUGGAGGCUCUGGGGGACGACAGGACGGUGGGCUUCCUUCCUCCGUUCGACGUGCCUCGCAGGGGGGACAAUGCUGGCGACCGAGCCCCUGCCAUCUGACAUCAAUAACCUGCGUGCUGAUAAAGAGCGAUACAAUCACUCGCUCUUAAUCCUCUUGUUCACGGAGGCGGACACCAUCGUGAUGGGCGACGUGACGUACGGCGCCUGCUGCGUGGACGACUUCACCGCCCGGGCCCUGGGGGCCGACUUCAUGGUACACUACGGCCACAGCUGUCUCAUCCCCAUAGAUUCCACCGCGGGCAUUAAGAUGCUGUACGUGUUCGUGGACAUCCAGAUGGACAAUGCCCACUUCCUGGACACGGUCAAGUUCAACUUCCCCGCCGGACACUACCUGGCGCUGGUCAGCACCAUCCAGUUUGUGGCUGCGCUCCAGGCUGUGAGUGCAGCCCUGAGGCCAGAGUAUGAAGUGCUGGUUCCACAGUGUCGGCCGUUGUCCCCGGGAGAGAUCCUGGGCUGCACCUCUCCCCGCCUGGACCGCAACGUCAACGCUAUAAUAUACCUGGGAGAUGGCCGGUUCCACCUGGAGUCCAUCAUGAUCGCCAACCCUGACCUCCCGGCCUACAGAUAUGACCCUUACAGUAAGGUGUUCUCCAGAGAGUACUACGACCAUGACGCAAUGAAAGCCAUCCGGCUCAAGUCCAUCGAACAGGCUCGUUCGGCCCAGAGAUGGGGCCUCAUCCUGGGGACACUGGGCCGGCAGGGGAGCCCCAAAGUGCUGGAGACGCUGGAGGCCAAGCUGGAGUCCCUGGGGAGGUCCUUCAGCCGCGUGCUGCUGUCUGAGAUCUUCCCAAGCAAACUGGACCUGAUGCCCGACGUGGAUGCGUGGGUCCAGAUCGCGUGUCCGCGCCUGUCCAUCGAUUGGGGCUCGGCCUUCACCAAACCACUGCUGUCUCCCUAUGAGGCUGCGGUGGCGCUGCAGCAGGUGGGCUGGCAGGAGACGUACCCCAUGGACUUCUACUCCAACCAGAGCCUGGGGCCAUGGACUCCCAACCACCCCGACCACCAACCGGCACGUCCGGCCCGCAGACAGGCCCAGAAACCAGCCUCCAAGCCAGCCUGCACCGCAGAGCCCGCAGUACCCAGCAUGCAGUGCUCCCAGAACCAGUGCUCCCAGGACCAGUGCUCACAGUCCCAUUGCGGCAAGAACCAGUGCUCACAGACCCAGUGCGCCCCCUGUGGCUGUCACAAAGAAUGACACACGAAACUCUAUAUCCACUGCUUUUUUCACCAGCUUCACUAAUCAGAUGCAGCUCCUGCGGCUUACUGUAUUAUAGCCCACUGUACAGUAAGGCUGACACGAUGGAGAGAGAGAGAGAGAGAGAGAGAG